Cheilinus undulatus (humphead wrasse) is the source of this 307-nucleotide messenger RNA. RefSeq names its product small nuclear ribonucleoprotein polypeptide G (gene snrpg). NCBI's taxonomy places the organism in Eukaryota, Metazoa, Chordata, Actinopteri, Labriformes, Labridae. The record is from RefSeq and is a predicted model, not a curated record. Gene Ontology annotation, molecular function: RNA binding. Gene Ontology annotation, cellular component: U1 snRNP; U2-type prespliceosome; U2 snRNP. The annotation marks the transcript as partial. Gene Ontology annotation, biological process: mRNA splicing, via spliceosome; spliceosomal snRNP assembly. The transcript is spliced from 2 exons.
GUCGGUGGUUUCUUCUGUCCUGUAGUGAAGCUGAACGGAGGCAGACAUGUGCAGGGCAUCCUCCGAGGGUUUGACCCCUUCAUGAACCUGGUGGUGGACGACUCUGUGGAGAUGGGACCAGGAGGACAGCAGAACAGCAUCGGCAUGGUGGUGAUCCGAGGGAACAGCAUCAUCAUGUUGGAGGCGUUAGAGAGAGUCUGAUCCUCUUUUUCUGAUUUUAUUUUUAGAUUUUGUAUUUUUGUUUAAAGCGGCUGAGUCCUGAUCUUUGUUUGAGCUGUUCAUGUGAAUAAAUCUGUUCUUCUUUGUA